Messenger RNA from Cotesia congregata, 1203 nucleotides. The record is from the annotation of a GenBank genome assembly. Lineage: Eukaryota; Metazoa; Arthropoda; Insecta; Hymenoptera; Braconidae.
AUGACUAGCAGUACACACAUCGACAAUUAUAUUAUGAUAAAUCGUAAAAUACUUAAACUUGUCGGACUUUAUCCAGUUGAGGUGCCUAGAUAUAUUUUUUGUAUUAGUUGUUUAUUGUUAAUUAUCAUACCGGAAGUCUUUAGAGUUUUUUCAAAUCAACAAGACUUGGAUGUCAUUCUCGAAACCAGUUCGGUACUGUCAACAAUUCUUCUCGCUGUACUCAAAUCGAUCAUUUGGAUGACGUUCCGCCGUCAAGAUACUACGAUAUUAAUUAAUUUUCUCUUCAAAGAUUAUUGGAACAUCGUUGUCACUUCUUGUAGUUCAAAUGAUUUUCAAUACGUAGAUAAAAAUGCCAAGAUGGCUAAACGCGUUACUCUUGGUUACAUUAUCUUAAUUGUAAAUGCAUUGUUGGUGUUUUAUUUUUUACCAUUACGCCACCGCAUUCUAAAAGCGAUUUCAAAAAAUGAUGAACAACUAUCAACUUUAAACACAAGCUUAAAUUUUCCAUUCAUUGCAGCGUAUCCACAAUUUUGUUACGAAUCACCUUUUUUUGAAAUUGUUUAUCUUUCUCAAAUGGUGGCGACUUCCAUGUGUGGAAUAGUUAUUCUCGCGAUGGAUACCUUGAUAGCUACAGCAAUUUUUCAUUCUUGCGGUCAUUUCAGUGUCCUGUGCGCUAAAAUGAAGCAUAUAAAUUUUGAGAAUAAUCACUCAACUAAUCACUUGAUGGAAGUUAUUAAACAUCAUCAAUUAGCAAUUAGAUUCUCUAAUCACUUGGAGUAUGCUUUUAAUCCUUUAAUGCUUUUUCAAGUUAUUGCUAGUAGUGUUAUUAUUUGUCUCGUUGGAUUUCAAGUAAAUACCGUAAGUAUUUUAUUUAAUACAUUAAAAUAUGAUCAUAAAGAUAAACUUGUUCAAUAUAUAGCCUACUUGAUGAUGGCUUUGUUUCAAUUACUUAUCUUUUGUUGGCCUGGUGAUAAAUUAAUUAAUGAUAGUUUAAAGACGAAUGAAGCGGUAUACUCGAGUAACUGGUACAACUAUCCCUUUCCUGAAGCAAUAAAAACAGAGUUAAUCCUAAUAAUGUUAAGAUCUCAAAGACCAAGUUAUUUAUCGGCAGGAAAAUUUCAAUUUAUGAGUCUAGAAAAUUUCAGCACGAUAUUGAGCACAUCGUUGUCAUACUUCAUGCUCCUACGGAGUUUAGAUCUAUAG